AUGAAGCUGAUGACUCAUAACUUCUUAACAUCAAAAUUUCUGAAAGGCGUAACGAAUGGUUACCCACUGCUGCUUGCUGCUACCAAGAAAGAGAUCAAACAAGUAGAGUUUAGCGAUACUUUCGUAAAACGAAUGAUACCAAAACUGGACUACCCGGUAUUAAGACAGGCGGCUGAGAGCAUUGACGAAGCAGAGGGGCUUCCAGUAGAAAUCGCAAAUGGCUGGGAACAUGAUGAAUCACUUCUUAAGAGGCUACAUCAUGUCUUGCUAUCAGUCGAAGUAAUCGAAGGCGAACUCAAAUGUCCCGAAACUGGACGCAUUUUCCCGAUUCGUGAGGGUAUUCCGAAUAUGCUCGUGAAUGAGGAUGAAGUGGAUUGA
Molecule: messenger RNA, 378 nt
Organism: Anisakis simplex (herring worm)
Lineage: Eukaryota; Metazoa; Nematoda; Chromadorea; Rhabditida; Anisakidae
Source: the annotation of a GenBank genome assembly